AAAGGUGCUCAAGGUCAAAUUGGGAGUCCCGGCUCUAUUGGACCACUUGGUAGCCCAGGUCCUGCAGGAUCCCUUGGUCAGAGGGGUCAAGAUGGCCAACCUGGUCAACAGGGUCCUCAAGGAGUUCCAGGGCCAAGUGGAGUUGGUCAACCUGGUCCACAAGGUCCAGCGGGACCAACUGGUUUACCAGGAACUCAAGGUCAACCUGGUGAUCCUGGAGCUCAAGGUCAACAAGGACCUCAAGGUCCACAAGGUCAGAAAGGAGAACCAGGAUUACAAGGCCAACCUGGACCUGUUGGACCAGUUGGAUCUCCAGGAUUAGCUGGUUUGUUUUUUUGUUAUAUUUUUUUAAGCUCUUUUGAUAUUUUUGUUUUUAUUUUCGUACAGUUCAUAAACUUCUGUUAA
This is a messenger RNA of Helobdella robusta, 405 nucleotides long. RefSeq lists its product as hypothetical. NCBI's taxonomy places the organism in Eukaryota, Metazoa, Annelida, Clitellata, Rhynchobdellida, Glossiphoniidae. The transcript has a single exon. The record is from RefSeq and is a predicted model, not a curated record. The annotation marks the transcript as partial.